GAUUAAUCGCCGAGGAGAAAUGAGGCCCUCGUGCUUUAUCCCGACGCCAACCCCCGAGCUCGCCAUCUCAGCUAGCUUUCGCCUUCCAGUUAGGGGUUUCAGGCGUCAUCGGAAAUCCUUCUGCCUUCGAUCUUUAUAUGCUCUCUUAAAGGAUAUGACAAGUGUCCUGUCAAGCCACCCUAGAAAAUUACCAUGGCAAAUCUACAAGAGUUCUUUAAAGAGCAGAUCUAUUAAGGUACAAUGCUUGAGGUUUUUGAGUGUAGAGUUCCCUCAUGGACAAACAUUGUCUGCUCAGGAUCAAUACUUUACCAGUUACCAUAAAAGAACCCCACACCCUAGACAGGUUUUUGUUAGAGCUGUCAGUGAUGAUGCAGAAUCAAGCAGUGAUGGAGAUGAAAGUAAGGACGAGGAGAGUGGAGAAGAAGAAGAAGAGGUGAGUGGUGGGUUAUCUCGUGAAGAUUUGGAACGAAUUGUUGGAAAAGAUGAUUCAACUUUUAGUGGCAUAGAUCUUGCAACUCUUAUCAGGAAAAAGUACGGUAGAUCAUAUGAUGUCCAACUAAUAAAAAAGGAAUUCAUGGGAAGAAACUUGUUGGCAAUGAAUGUCAUGUGGAAGUACAUGGAGCAGAGAUCCUUUCCCUUGACUGAAGAAGAGUAUCUGCUGAGGCUUGAUGAUGUAGCAAACACACUGAAAUGCUGGGGAGCUGUCGCACACAUUCGAAAUAGUCUUGCAAAAUUGAAGGAACGGCCCCGAAUAGGAAAAGCGGUAAGCAUUUUUAUAGAUAUGGACGAAUCUGGUGGUCGUUCCAGUGAGUGGAUUUACAAGUAAUACGAAAAUCAAGUAUGAAUUUUCUGUGCUUUUAUAAGAAAGGCACUUGGUUUUCAGUUUGUUGGGCUUAUUAAUGGAGGGCAUAUAUUGACAAGGCUAUCUCAAUCAGAGGCCCAUGGUUCCCUGGAAUUCUUGCAUGUCCACUGAAAGUGUCUGAAUCGAAGACAGGAUGUUAUAUCCUCAGUAAAGAAGCUACAAGUUUUUAAGCGUCUUUAUGGAUUUUUUUUUACCUGUCAUAGAUAUAGAAUAUUUCAACUGUUCAUAAAUGUAAAAGUUAAUUGUCAUUUGAUUCGAUCUUUGGAUGCCUUUUCAACCCUACUAUGUUAUAACAGGGAAUGUUUCUACAACAUAAUCACAUGUCACUUCUUAAUUGAUGGUGAAAUAACAAACCGGCGGGAAGCUGAUACAAACACAGCAGGUUAUUCAAACAAUGAAGAAAAUCUUGAAAUGAUGCCAUCAAACUGUGCACAAUCAACUGCAGUGGUAUACUAAUGGUAGCCAAGUAUGCUGAGGAAAUGACAAGGUCUCAUAUUAAUGUCUGUAGGAGCAACAAGGAAUUGUGACCAAUGAUUUUUUUUGAGAAAAAAUUGUGAGCAAUGACUGUUUACAAGUCUUAAAGAUCGUUGUUAAUUUUA
Messenger RNA from Phoenix dactylifera (date palm), 1461 nucleotides. RefSeq lists its product as uncharacterized. Lineage: Eukaryota; Viridiplantae; Streptophyta; Magnoliopsida; Arecales; Arecaceae. The record is from RefSeq and is a predicted model, not a curated record.